This is a messenger RNA of Serinus canaria (Common canary), 2788 nucleotides long. RefSeq names its product ribonucleoprotein, PTB binding 1 (gene RAVER1). Gene Ontology annotation, molecular function: mRNA binding. NCBI's taxonomy places the organism in Eukaryota, Metazoa, Chordata, Aves, Passeriformes, Fringillidae. The transcript is spliced from 13 exons. The record is from RefSeq and is a predicted model, not a curated record. Bases 381 to 2504 code for a protein of 707 amino acids. Gene Ontology annotation, cellular component: cytosol.
UCUGGGUUGUUUUUGCGGUCUCUGGGUUUUUUGGGGUCUCUAUUUGGGGUUAUUUGGGGUCUGUUUGGGUUAUUUUGGGGUCUCUAUUUUGGUUGUUUUGGGGUCUCUAUUUCGGUUAUUUUUGGGUAUUUGUUUGGGUUAUUUUGGGGUCCAUUUGGGUUUUUUGGGGUCUCGAUUUGGGAUGUUUUGGUGUAUUCAACGGUCCAACGGAACCAACGAAUAGGAGUCCGCUAUCUUGGGGCUCGCCCGCUACUGUCCAAUCCCAGCCGCGGACACAACGAGCCCUCCCUCCCGUCCAAUAGCAACCGCCGGCUCUUCCGUAGUGUUUUUCCGCGCCGCCCAAUCCCCGCCUCGGAUACUCGAGUCCGGCCCCUCCUCCAAUGAGAAGGCGCGUUGUUGGCUUGGCGGGCGGCGGCGGGGCCAAGAUGGCGGCGGCGCUGUCGGUGAGCGGGGCCGGGCCCGGGCCCGGAGCGGAGCCACCGGCGGGGCCCGGCCUGGCCCCCGAGGAGGAGCUGCCGCCGCUGGACCCUGCCGAGGUGCGGAGCCGCCUGGAGCACAGCGAGCGGCAGUUCCGCAACCGGCGGAAGGUGCUGAUCCGCGGCUUACCGGCGGAUGUGACCAACCAGGAUAUCCACGAGCUGCUGAAGGACUACGAGCUCAAGUAUUGCUUCGUGGACAAGUACAAGGGCACGGCCUUCGUCACGCUGCUGACGGCCGAGCAGGCGGCGGCGGCGGUCGGGCGCUUCCACGGCCGCUCGCUGCGGCAGCGCGCGCUGCGGGUGCAGCUGCAGCCCACGGAGGCCGUGCUGUGCGUGGCCAACCUGCCCCGCCUGCUGAGCCAGGCGCAGUUCGAGGAGCUGCUGCGGCCCUUCGGCAGCCUGGAGCGCUGCUUCCUGGUCUACAGCCGGGCCACGGGCCACUCCAAGGGCUACGGCUUCGUGGAGUUCAUGAAGAAGGACUCGGCGGCGCGGGCGCGCUCGGAGCUGCUGGGCAAGCGGCUGGGCAGCCGCAGCCUGCACGUGCACUGGGUGGACGCGGCCCAGCUGAGCCCCGAGCUGCUGCACUCGCGCUGCCUCUGCGUGGACAGGCUGCCCCGCGGCUUCAGCGACCUGCAGGGGCUGAGAGCCAUCUUCGAGGGGGUCUGCGAGCCCUCCUUCUGCCAGCUGGCCUACGGGCAGGACGGGCAGCCCAAGGGUUUUGCAGUGCUGGAGUUCGAGUCCCCAGAGGCGGCCGAGCGAGCCCAGCUGGCCACGGACGGGUUCCCCCUGUCUGGGCAGCACAUCCGUGUGUCCUUCUGUGCCCCCGGCCCCUCCGGCCGCAGCAUGCUGGCCGCGCUGAUCGCCGCGCAGGCCACGGCUCUGAACCGUGGCAAGGGGCUCCUCCCCGAGCCCACCCUGCUGCAGAUCCUGGGCAGCCUCGGGAACCCGGCCUCACUGCAGCUGCUGCUCAACCCCCUGCUCCACGGGGCCCUGGGGGCCAAGCAGGCAGGAAUUUUGGGAGCUGCUCCUUCCCUUCCCCUGGUGCCCAACCCGGCGCUCUCCACGGCUCUGCUCCAGCUGGCUCUGCACAGCCAGGCCCAGAAACCGGGAAUUUUGGGCGAUUCCCCGCUGAGCUCCCUGGCCCAGCCCCCUGGGAAGCUCCUGGGGGAGAUUCCCUCAGGUGGUCCCGUGCCCGGGGACCUGGCCCAGCCCCGCGGCAAGUCCCCGGUCCUGGCCCCGUUCCUGGCGCAGGAGAAGGCGGCGCUGGGACCCCCGGGGACCCCCCCGGGGCUGGGACCCCUCCCCAAACCCCUCCCCAAAGCCCAGCAGGGCGAGGGCGGAGCCCCCGCCCCCACGGUCUCUCUGCUGGGGGAGCCCCCCAAAGAUUUGAGGAUCCCCCUCAAUCCCUACCUGAACCUGCAGAGCCUCCUGCCCACGCCCGGCCUGGCAGGAAAAGGGUUUAAGGUGAAACCUGGAGUUUUGGGGACGCCCCCGCCCGACGCCUUCGCCGCCGACUUCCCGGAUUUGGGGUCCCGGAUUUUCCCCCAGCCCCGCGACCACGCCGGCUCCAUCCUGGGGGGCUUCGGGCCCGGCAGGCACAAGGUAAGACCCCAUUUUGGGGGGAAAUCUGGGGGUUUUGGCAGUUUGGGGAGUUUGCAGCUGCCCGUGCUCCCCUUGCAGGUGUCCCCCUCCUCCUCGGGGCUGGACAGGGCGGGUCUGGGACCCCCAGGGCCCCCCUUCUUCUCAGGAUCCCCCAGUUCCUACUUCACCAGCGGCCUCCAGGCCGGGCUCAAGCAGAGCCACCUCAGCAAGGCCGUCGCCGUCCCCCCGAGCUCCGACUCCCUCCUGGCCUUGGCUCCCCCCAGCUCCCACCCCAAGACGCCGCUGGGGGGGCACAAGAGGGGCUUCUCCCACCUGCUGCCGUCGCCCGAGCCCAGCCCCGAGGGCUCCUACGUGGGCCAGCACUCCCAGGGCCUGGGGGGCCACUACGCCGACUCCUACCUGAAGAGAAAAAGGAUAUUUUAGUGGGGGAAAAUCCCAAAACAGCCCCAAAACAAACCCCGAAAAAAUCCCCAAAAAAAUUCCCCAAAAAACCCCCAAAAAUCCCAAAAAUAACCCAAAAAAUCGCAAAAAAACCCACCAAAACAUCCCCAAAAAUAUCCCCAAAAAUCCCAAAAAAGCCCCCAAAAACCUCAAAAACAAAAUCCCCAAAAAUCCCCCAAAAAAUCCCAAAAAAACCACUCCAAAAAACCCCCCAAAAAAACCCCAAAAACAAAUACUCAAAACUCCAUAAAUCCUGCCCAAACCCC